Molecule: messenger RNA, 618 nt
Organism: Solanum pennellii
Lineage: Eukaryota; Viridiplantae; Streptophyta; Magnoliopsida; Solanales; Solanaceae
Exons: 1
Coding region: 1-618 (205 amino acids)
Source: RefSeq, a predicted model, not a curated record
AUGGGUUCCUCCAUUAUGAUUCCAAAAGUUUUAUGUGCUGACAUCAAUUUUCAGGAACACAAGCUGGACGAGGCAAUCUGGAAAUUAUCAGAUAAAGGGCUGUUUCCCUGUGCUACUGCCUGGGAGCACAUUCGACUCAGGAAGGAUAAAAAUAUUAUUAGUAAAAGCAUUUGGCAUAAAUUCAUUCCAUUUAAAAUUUCUUUUUUAGUGUGGAGAGCACUGCGUGGUAAACUCCCCACUAACGAAAGAAUUAUUAAUUUUGGGAUGGAUGCUGCCCAAUGUUUUUGCUGCUACAACCCUGGUGAAGAUACUAUAGAACAUAUAUUUAUAGCUGGUCAUUUUGCUAACAAUAUAUUGAGUUUCUUUUCUGCAGCUGCAGGGCUUCAACAAGAGCACACCACAAUUCGUACACUGCUGCAGAAAUGGUGGAACCUGGAACAUUCUAACGAAGUGAAGAAGCUGGUCAUCAAGCUGCUGCCAGUGAUUAUCAUCUGGAACCUCUGGAAAAAUCGAUGCACAGCAAAAUAUGGAGCAAAGCAGUCCAACACAGCUCGAGUAAAGUUUCUCAUAAUUAAAGACUUCACCCAUCUUCUCAACACAGCCUACCCAUACAAUUAA